UCCCAGUGUGCGUUUAGACGCGGAAGGGUGAGGACACGUCUUUUCGCGCUCUCUCCAGCCCUGUCUGGUGUGGUGCUCAGUGGUACUAACUCGAUUUUCUUAAGUAUUGGUGCUUCAGUGAUGCGUUGUUCGUUGCAAUUUCCUUUUCGAGUACGAUACUGUGGUAUACUGAAUCGAUAAACAAGUGUUAACGGUGAGGAUAGCGAGGGUAAACGAAGGAAGACUGGGCCAGGGUGAUCUGUGAAGCACAUUGACUCAGCGUGGUGCGAGGCUGACCCCCACAACACAUACUGUGGCCGCACCAUCACUACCUCCACUAUACACUUCACAGGUCUGCUUUUACAGUUGACUGUUGAGUGCACGCCAGCGGUGCACGCCCAACUACCAGUAAGGGUAGAGAGCCUGUCUUCCAGGAACCAGCCAAGGUGGGUGAAGGCGCGGGUCAGGUCCUUCCAGACCUCCAGCACAAUGUGGUCUCGGUCUUAAAUCUCAAACAAGGAUGGGCGUGGAGUGUGAGCGUGCGUGACCCCCCACAUCAGUGAGGAGGCUGGCGGAGGUGUGAGUGGGAUGGACUCCUGGCGACCCAACCCAAGGGCACCACCCUUCGUGCCCCGCAGGGCACAGGAGGGUCGUCGGGUGGGUCCCAAUAGCAGGAACAGCACUGCUAGCAACAGCAGCGUCUCCGGCAGUGUGUACCACAGACAUCUGCCGCUCCUACUGCCGCGGGGCAGACGUCUGGCCAAGUUACUGCAGGGAGGACUGAUGCUGGUGUUGGUGGCUACGAUCACCAUCAACGUGUCCUUCAUCGUGGACAAGACACGACAACUACGCACGCCCCUCGCCACCACAGGUAGUGAGAGUGACGGAGGCAGUGCUGGCGUGGGCAGGAGGAACAACCUACGUCUUCAGGAGUCGCCUCCCAAGACACUUACUGUCGAUGUUGUCUCCAGUCAGAACCGCGUCGCUGUCACCGUGGACGGUGCCACGAUCGUGGAGGAAGCGGAGGAACGCAAGAGUCGUGGAAUUCACGUAUUGGUGUUGCACCAGGCUAGUGGCGCUGUCAUGGCGCAGCGGGUGUUCGACACCUACUCACCCCACGAGGACGAGGCUAUGACACUCUUCCUCAACAUGGUGUCACCAGGAAGGAUACUCGUCCUGGCAAUCAAGGACGAGGGGACAUUCCAGAUGAAGGGCGGUGGGCGUGACUCUCUACGUCGCCUGGGCAGUGCCCACGCCCACGAGCUGGGCUGGAGGGACAUGUGGGCAUUGGUGAGUGCCAAGGGUGGCAAAGUAUACGCCGAGCAACUCUCCCACAGCCCUGACUUCAACACCUGGGGUGCCCCAGUCAUGCUCAGGGCUGAGGUGCCCCUCGUGCCCCUGGAAGAGAGUGAGUGUGGGUGGCCUGACUCUGAUGAACACCGCCAUCGUCGUGAGUUCUGCAGCCACAUUGAAGGUUAUGGCUCUGUGUGUUCCUGUACCGACCCAGCACCUCUCACCUUCACCACUGAGCCGCUGUUGAACAACCAGGUUCAUGAUGUUCCUGUUGCCAUUAUUGCUAGCAACCGUCCUCAUUACCUGUAUAGGUCAUUGCGUUCCCUGCUAGCAGCACCAGGCGUUAACCCCGACAUGAUCACAGUUUUCAUUGACGGCUACUAUGAAGAACCUCUCGCUGUAACAAAGCUCUUUGGCUUGAGAGGGAUACAGCAUACACCGCUUGGGGUAAGGAAUGCUCGCAUCGCUCAACAUUACAAGGCCUCCCUGACGGCUACCUUCAACAUCUUCCCUGCUGCUCGUUAUGCUAUAAUAUUAGAAGAAGACCUUGAUGUCUCUCCUGACUUCUUUAGCUACUUCAGCCAGACCCUGAGACUGUUAGAAGAGGAUCCAUCCAUAUAUUGUGUAAGUGCGUGGAAUGACCAGGGUUAUGAGCACACCAGCACGGACCCAGCACUUCUCUACCGUGUGGAGACCAUGCCUGGCUUAGGCUGGAUCUUAAAGCGCUCCCUUUAUAAAGAUGAACUAGAACCCAAGUGGCCAACACCAGAAAAGAUGUGGGAUUGGGAUAUGUGGAUGCGUUUAGGCGAGGUGCGACGUGGAAGGGAGUGUAUUGUACCAGACAUAUCUCGCACUUACCAUUUUGGCUCAUCAGGACUGAACAUGAACUCGUAUUUCCAAGACACAUACUUUAAAAAGCAUUCCUUUAAUACUCUGCCCUAUGUUGAGUUACGUGACUUGGACAGUCUGAAAAAGGAGGCAUAUGAAGAGUUGAUAACAGAGAUGCUACGCCGAGGAACAGUUUUGGAUCACUCACAGAGUCCUUGUGAAGAAACAUUUGUCCCAGAUACCACAGGCCACACUUACCUACUCUUCAUUCAGAUGAACCACCAUAAAGAUUAUACUACAUGGUUACAAGUUGCCAAGUGCUUACGUAUAUGGGACCUUGAUGGUCGGGGCUACCAUCAUGGCAUGUGGAGGCUGAACAUCAAAUCAAACCCUCUUCUCAUAGUGGGCGUACCAUUCUCACAGUAUUCGAAAUUCAAGCCAACAGAUCUGAAGCCUUUAUAUAUGGAAGCUCCUGAAAAGGAAAAGGAUAAAACUAAAGCAAAUGAAAAGAAUAUAAUUCACAGAUAACAGUUGGCUGUGAUGGUGCUAGAGCAACAAGUUCCUCUGGUAUAUCAGUGGAAGUCCUGCUGUCUUAGAGAGCAGAGUGUGUGAAAAGACAGGUGAUGAACAACUUUCUAUCUUAUUCAAGGAAAAUUCAAUCAUAAUACCAAGAAAACAGUGAUAGAUACUGAAAUUGGUAAACUCAGUUUAAGUUCCAAAUGGCUAAGUUAAUUUGGCAAGAAAAUAAACAAAGUACAUAUAUAUCUUAAAGUUAAUUAUGUCUACAUGAAGAAAAAAUAUGGUAUGAUAAAAGAUCUCUAAGUAAUAUCUCUUUCCUGAUAAAGUGAUUAAUAUACAUUUCUUUGAGCUAUUAUAUGUUACACUGACGAUGUAAGCUAUGGUGUGGUACACAGAAUAUAUUUUUUUUACAGGCAGUUAUUCUUUAGAAAUUUUGAGGUCUUAUUGGCUACUGUUUUUUUGCCAAAUUUUUUAUAUUUUUUGGGUUAAAUUGGAAUCAAAUGGAUGAUUAAGUAAGAGAGAUACAUAACAGCAGAUCCAAAUAUGUAAAUGAAGCACAAGGAAGGCUGAGGUGAAAAUCUACUACAUACUGCCAAUGGAAUGUAUAUUGCAGUAUUUUUGUAGGCAGUGCAUGAAUGUUAUUUUGUAUGUAUGACUUAGUGACUCACAUUGACAUCUGGAAAAAAAAUAUUUUUUAUUUGACUUAACUGUGGUCCCCCCUCUUUUUUUUUUUUUUUUUUAGGCAACUAAAAAGGGUUUCUAGCUGGACCAAAAACACACGCUGUUUGCAGCUAUUUAGUGUGGGUCAUCCUUAAAGAUUGUGUAUAUUUAUUUAUUUAUUUUUUUUUUUCAACAAGUCGGCCGUCUCCCACCAAGGCAGGGUGACCCAAAAAAGAAAGAAAAUCCCCAAAAAGAAAAUACUUUCAUCAUCAUUCAACACUUUCACCACACUCGCACAUUAUCACUGUUUUUGCAGAGGUGCUCAGAAUACAACAGUCUAGAAGCAUACACAUAUAAAGAUACACAACAUAUCCCUCCAAACUGCCAAUAUCCCAAACCCCUCCUUUAAAGUGCAGGCAUUGUACUUCCCAUUUCCAGGACUCAAGUCCGACUAUAUGAAAAUAACC
This is a messenger RNA of Cherax quadricarinatus, 3746 nucleotides long. Its product is annotated as protein O-linked-mannose beta-1,2-N-acetylglucosaminyltransferase 1. The record is from RefSeq and is a predicted model, not a curated record. Gene Ontology annotation, biological process: protein O-linked glycosylation via N-acetylgalactosamine. Gene Ontology annotation, cellular component: Golgi membrane. Gene Ontology annotation, molecular function: beta-1,3-galactosyl-O-glycosyl-glycoprotein beta-1,3-N-acetylglucosaminyltransferase activity. Lineage: Eukaryota; Metazoa; Arthropoda; Malacostraca; Decapoda; Parastacidae.